This is a messenger RNA of Syngnathus typhle (broad-nosed pipefish), 1874 nucleotides long. RefSeq names its product H-2 class I histocompatibility antigen, K-Q alpha chain-like. Gene Ontology annotation, biological process: immune response. Gene Ontology annotation, cellular component: external side of plasma membrane. Lineage: Eukaryota; Metazoa; Chordata; Actinopteri; Syngnathiformes; Syngnathidae. The record is from RefSeq and is a predicted model, not a curated record.
AAACAUGAGACUAAAAGCAUGUCUGCGAUUUUUUUGUACUUCCUCGUCUGCCAGUCGGACUAGUCACUAUAGUCGCAACUUUGACCAAAUACCCCGCUAGACUUAAAGUCGCAAAGACAACUUGAUUCUUGCAAUGAAAUUAUUUGUAUUCUUUGUUGCGGCCGUGCAAAUAUACAGCGUGACGCCUGUCAUUCACACGCUCACUUAUUUCAAGACGGGCUCAAAGCUACCAGAGUACUUGCUGGUCGCGUAUGUUGACGGCGUUCAGAUUCUGCAGUUCGACAGCAACCACAGGGAAACGAAAGUGAAACAUGACUGGGUGAACAAAAUCACAGAAGAUGAUCCGCACUACUGGAAGAGAGACACAGAGAUCAAUAUUUGGAAUGAGAAGGUCAUGAAAAUGAACAUUGAAACCGCUCAAAAGCGCUUCAACCAAACUGGAGGUGUUCACAUGAUGCAGGCGAUGAGAGGCUGUGAAUGGGACGAUGAGACUGGUGAGGUUGAUGGUUGGCAGCAUCUCCGUUACGAUGGAGAAGACUUCCUAUCGUUUGAGGCAAAGACGAUGACAUGGAUCGCAGCACAUCCACAAGCUUUCAUCUCCAAAUUGAGGUUGGACCAAAUAGAGGGGUUCAAUGAAGCCAGAAAGAAUUACUUCAUUGAACAAUGUCCUUUUGAGUUGAAGAAGCAUGUGAGCAACGGGAGGGACUACCUGACGAGAACUGAGCUUCCCAAGGUGUCUCUCCUGCAGAAGACGCCUUCCUCUCCAGUCACCUGCCACGCCACGGGUUUCUACCCCAUUACAUCGUCCCUCUUUUGGAGGAAGAACGGCGAGCAGGUCCACGAGGACGUGGAGAUGGGGGAGACCCUCCCCAACCACGACGGAACCUUCCAGACCUCGGUCCAUCUGAAAGUAGAGCUGACGCCCGCCGCAGAGCGGGAGUACGAAUGCGUGUUCCAGCUGGCCGGCGUCUCGGAAGACAUGGUCAUCAAGCUGGACACCGGAAGCAUCCUGAGCAACGCGCGCAUCCAGGAAGAGCAAGACAGGAAGAAGGUGGUGGCCAUCGCCGUCCCGUUGGUGGUUCUCGCUCUGGUGGCGGUGGCGGCAGCAGUCCUUGCCAAGCGUCUCAAAAGCAAACAAGCCGAAUACUCUCAAGCUUGUAAAGGGGAAAAGCCGCCAGGAAAAGAGGAACAGAAAGAAGACAAAGAAGAACAUUCUCAAGUUUCCAAUUCGGAGCCUGUUUCCGAGUGAGAGGCAGCAACGAUCACCUGGUGAAGUUAGCUCAUGCUGACUACACGUGGUCUUCGGAUUCUGGAGGUGGGUUAGGGAACAUUUGGAUCCUUGUUGAUCCUGCUCUUUGUCAGGUGUCAGAAUUCUUUCAGAGGACUUUCUCAUCACAACACAGAUGUUUUCUUCUUCUUCAAGUCAACGAUAAUUAUGUUUUGGUGAAAUCAAGUUUUUGGGUGGUUUCAACGACAAGCUUCAUUCUUGUUUGAUUGUAUUUCCUAUUUUGAAAUGCCGUUUGAUCCCAGGUCUUCAUCUAAUAAACAACUAACAUGUUUCUCAGAAGGUGAGGUUCUUGACUGCCCUUAUUUGAACUGUGGCUGAACAUAUUGAACAAUCAAUGCCCAACGUGGAAAUCCAAAACAGAGAGUGCUACUGGACUGCAAUCAGCGGGUGGUGUCGAGUCACGCUCAACAGGUUGGCUGUCUAAAGAAGUUCAGCAUGACAUGGGAGGUGAAGCAAAAAUUUUGCCGCUGCGUUUGGAAUUUUGCUCUCUUGGAAAGAGAAAAGCAGUUGUCAAUUUUUGUCAUUGUUGAAAUCAAGUGAAUGUCAAUCAAAUCUGUCAAUAAAACACUAUAUAAAUGUUGUGAAA